UUCCUUCAACAGUUGCACGUCGUCCGUCGUUCCGAGUUGUUUUGUGUGGCGUUUGUGUCGUGGAAAAUUGAAAACGGUCGUGUUCCGCGGAACAACACUACACUGAAGUGUUGAAAAAUAAGGUGCUUUCGAUUGUAGCAAAGUGAAAUUUCCAAUUUUUCUAGGCUAAAAUAUUGGUAGUUCGUUGUGCUGUGCUGAUUAUCCUCGAAGCGAUAUUGAUUCCUGAAGGAGGAAAAGAAAAAAUUCCAUUGUACUGAACCAGGAUUCUGGGUAACUUCGAAACGAAUUCAACACUCCAUCACCAUCUCGCUCGCUUAUGACUGGCGAUCGUCGUCAUCCUCAGCAAUGCGGUCGUCGUGCCUCACAAUGAGCUGCAGAUGAUGAUGACGCCACGACAUCCGCACGAAAGCCGGCUGUGGUAGAGCUAUAUACUACAGCAGUAAACAGUCCAGCAGCAACAACAACAACCGAAUCUGUAGAGAGAUUGGAAUAAUUUAUGGGACGGACGGGCGAGCAGACCUGAGGCGGUGUGAUUGUGUCCUGUAGUGGUGUAUAUUAGUGUGCUCAUGAAAAACCCGUUGAAGUGCUGUUAGGAGAUAAGCGAUACAAUCCCAGUCAAGUGUUCAUGGAAGAAUUGUUCGAUCGGAUGCGGAUGGCAUUUCAAUUUUGUGAAUAGUGAAUUCGUGUAAUUAUUUUUUUUUAUCGGAACAAGCAGAACCAGAAGAUAUUAUUACCUCAUCAAUCCCCAUUGGAAAAAUAAGCAACGUCAAAAUACUAAUCGGCGCAAAAUAGAACACAACAGCACAGCGGGAAAGUGAAACCAAAUAAAUAACCAGUGAUUAAUUAGCCUGCUUCCGGUUUGCGGAAGUAGAGUGUGUGUAUGUGUGUUUGUCAGUGAGUGAUAGGAAAGAUAAUACUCGCAAAAUGUCCAAAAAACCAACGGCCGGUCCGGAGUUGCACAAAGUCAUCAUGGUCGGCAGUGGUGGCGUUGGCAAGUCGGCACUCACACUGCAGUUCAUGUACGAUGAGUUCGUGGAAGAUUACGAGCCAACCAAGGCGGAUAGCUACCGGAAAAAGGUGGUCCUGGACGGCGAAGAGGUACAGAUCGAUAUCCUGGACACGGCGGGCCAGGAGGACUACGCUGCCAUCCGCGACAACUACUUCCGCAGCGGUGAAGGGUUCCUGUGUGUUUUUUCAAUCACCGAAGACGACAGCUUUCAGGCGACACAGGAGUUCCGGGAGCAGAUAUUGCGUGUGAAAAACGACGAAAAUAUCCCGUUCCUGCUGGUCGGCAACAAGUGCGACCUGAACGAUAAGCGGAAAGUGCCACUGGCCGAAUGUCAGGCCCGGGCACAGCAGUGGGGUGUGCCAUACGUCGAAACGUCGGCGAAGACACGGGAAAAUGUCGAUAAGAUAUUUUACGACCUGAUUCGGGACAUUUCGAAUCGCAAGAAGAAAACUCAGGAUACGGUUCAGCAACCGAAACGCGAGAAGCGACACUGCUGCCAGCUGUUGUAGGGAGCAGUAAGGUCACCGGUUCCGGCACGGUGCCGAAGAUGGAAGGUCACAGCGAGACAGCAUUUUCGUUGGCGAAAGAGGGUACUGGGGUAUGCACUGAUCAGCGGUCACUUUUUCUAUGUUAGUUAAAUUCAAAUACUUGUUGUACAAAAAUGCAGCAUAUUAUUAGAUGUUUCGUCGCUUAGCAUGCUUUAAUUUUACGUUAUACACAAAUGAUAUUCGGAGCAUGUCACCUGCGGGGGUGAUACGUUACUAUAUUCUGUAAAAUGGAACAAAUUGUUGUGUGUAACCGUCGAAUGACUAGUUCUCCACAAGCAGGAAUAAGAUUAAAAAAAAAGUACUUCACGGGAGUUGGGGUUUUAAAAGGCCGAGCAGACCAAAAUCAAGCUGUCCGAAAUUAAUCUCUCACGACAGGUACGAAUAAACUUUACAAACCUUUGAAAGCUGUGAA
This is a messenger RNA of Topomyia yanbarensis, 1969 nucleotides long. RefSeq names its product ras-related protein Ral-a (gene Rala). The transcript is spliced from 5 exons. Gene Ontology annotation, molecular function: GTPase activity; GDP binding; GTP binding. Gene Ontology annotation, cellular component: plasma membrane. The coding region runs from base 925 to 1518 and encodes 197 amino acids. The record is from RefSeq and is a predicted model, not a curated record. Gene Ontology annotation, biological process: Ras protein signal transduction. NCBI's taxonomy places the organism in Eukaryota, Metazoa, Arthropoda, Insecta, Diptera, Culicidae.